Molecule: messenger RNA, 544 nt
Organism: Tigriopus californicus
Lineage: Eukaryota; Metazoa; Arthropoda; Copepoda; Harpacticoida; Harpacticidae
Exons: 3
Coding region: 49-468 (139 amino acids)
Source: RefSeq, a predicted model, not a curated record
GGCAUUUCAGCCUUGGGACAGUCAGAUUGGACCUUCGAUCCCAACAACAUGACGCUCGUGCCAAUGUCAGUUGUGCUUCUGAUAACAAUUGUGGGACUUAUUCCUCAAGCUAGGGCGUCCCCACCUUUAACCCGGGGGAAGGCUCAAAUGUGGGACGAAGAAGAUUUGGUCAUACCAGAUGGACAAUUGCUAACUGACUUGGAAGAUCCUGCCUUGUUCCAAUUGGUUCCGGACCAAGAUCCUAAUAACUUGGAACCAGGGGAUUUGAUUGCAUUUGACCCGGACUUUCCCCGAUUACCUAUGAUCCUCAAGAAAACUUCUCCUUCCAAUGACGAGGACGAGGAUGUUGACUUGAAAAUGGAGAACAGAAUGCAUUCCUUGCCCAAACGAGACAGAAUAAUGGGAGCUCAUCGUUUUGUUAGAUUGUACCAUCACCAACCACGACCCCAGCGACGAUACGUCUUCUAAUAUCAAAAUGUUCCAAUUGAUUCCGAACUUCAUCUCAGUUACUUUGAAUAAACGAGUUUUCCUACAUGGAAUAUCA